AUGACGAGCACCAGCGUGUUGACCUCCUCCCCGACCUCGACAUGGACGACGGGCCCCUUCACCACGCAGACGCCGGCGCCAACUCCGAUUCCAGGCAGCCUGGACACCCCGUGGUACUUCAGCGACGUGCUGGACCUGCCCGCCCUCAUCUUGUACGGCAUCGUCGGCGCUAACCUCGUGCUCAGCUUCACGGCGUGGUUCGUCCUGAAGUGCUGCUUGCAUCGCCCGCGCUCGGCGCGUCGCGUGCGCUUCGUUGCGCCCAUUGUGCAUUUCCUCGUCUUCUUCCUGUUUGAGUUUGUGGUUCUCUGUGCUCGACUUCACGCCUGGACCACCAACGACAACGAGUACACGCCGUCGUGGACGGCGGAGGGCGAAAUGGUGUUCCCCAGUCCAGCGUUUAGCUCAAGCCUCAGCCCCGAUUUCCUGCGCGAGGUUGGCUGCGGCGACUUCAUCUUGACCAAUGGCACAACGAGCACACUGGAGCCGGUUGGCCCCAGCGAGUGCAGCUUGGGCAUCCGGAUCGGAGCAAAGCUGUCGCCAGGCACGGUGGCCACCAUCAGCCUGGUCCUCGGCUUGAUGGGGUUCGUCCUGCUGGAGAUGUUUGUGCUCCUGCUGGAGAUGGGAGAUGGAAGGGAACUGGAGCGCCUCAAGCUGAAAACCUUGGUGAUGUUGCCCUCGCUCAAGGCCGUUUUGAAACGGGACAUUUCCGUCGAUGACUUCAACAACUCCCGGGAUGAGGACUUUGAUGAGGAGGAGCAGGGGCUGGUUGAAAGGCAGCGCCAUACUGCUGAAGGAUGCGCGAAGGAGCAAGCCAGAACCAUGGCGCUGCGAGGACGAAAGCGCAGAGCCAUCGCUGCCGUGGAAGAGGGGCAUCAACUCACCCAACUUGCGUGGAAUGAGCGCGUGGACAAAGAACAUGCAGACACACAGAAACUGUUUCCCACAGCCGCUGACACUGAGUCCUCUGGACAUUUCCGGAAACUGGAAGACCUCAUCCAGCGUUUCCACAUGGGCGAUGCCCGAUCCUCAGCUCUGGAAUCUUCUCAAGGCUGGGGAGCAUUGCAGUUUGCAGACAAGGCCUCAGAGGUGCCGUACCUGUGCUUGUCGACAGAAGACAGCCCCAUGGAUGCCUGCGAGUUUGCAGAGCUGAUGUUGAUGCGGCAGCGAGGUCGCAGCUUUGUGCAACCUAACUUGGUUGUGAGCGCGACCGGUGGAGCACGGCAGUUCACCCUUGCCGAUGACACUCAGCGGCAGUUGACGCAGUUUUUGCAGUUGGUGUCGCAGCGCACAAAUGCAUGGAUCACCACUGGGGGCUGUGACACAGGCUGCAUGAAGCUGGCUGCAGAUAUCCUGCAACAAACAGAAGAGGACAACAGCAGACACGCUCCAUUCGUGAUUGGCAUUGGCACAUUUGGCGUCAUCAAGAACCACGAAGCCCUCAUUUCUGCUGGGGACCCUCCACAUCAUAUCGAUUACAGCAGCCUGGGAGAUAACCACACGUUCGGCGUAGCGCUCAAUGCCCAACAUGACUUGUUCUUGCUGGUGGAUGAUGGUACACGGAGUCGCUUUGGUGUGGAGAUCGCGUUUCGCCAAGCGUUUGAACAGGCAGCAGCACAACACUUCCACGCUCCCGCUGUCACUGUUGUGAUUCAAGGUGGACCAGGCAUCCUCUACACGGCGUGCCGCUCAGCUCAGGACGGCUGGCCUGUGCUAGUCAUGGCAAACAGUGGGCUCGCUGCUGACAUCAUCGCAUAUGCCUACCACUUCACGCACAGCCCGUUGCCUGAGCACACGUCGCUCACGUGGGAGGGCCUGCAGGGGCUGAUCAAAGACAACUUCGCGACGGGCGAUGAUUCAGCCAGACUUCGGCGUCUUCUGGAUGAUGCCUUGGAAGUGGCCCAUAACGACUUGGUUCGCGUGAUUGGCGGUCAAGGCAAGACUCUCGACGACAUGAUGCAAACAUUCCUUGAGGUCACCUCUGGAGCGGACACUCCGGAAGCGAUUCGUGUCAAAUACGAGAUGCUGUUCCACGAGUACGCCGAUUCCCUCAAUCUCGACCGCAAAUCUCUGUCGCUGAAAUCCUACGACACAUCCGACCUGCACAUGCUGCUGCGCAUUGCCCUGGACACGAACAACCACGUUUACACCGAGGACCUCAUCAUGCUUCUGGGCGAGCACAUUGGCGAGUUGCUGGAGCCUGCACUUCGCGCCGUGCCCACAAUGGUCAUUCGCUCGCUCAGCACAGACAGGUUCUCCAGCGCGUAUCGGAAGCGCGUGUCACCCACUGUGCAGGAGUGCAUCGCGCGCCUGAUUGAAAAGGACUUGGGCGAAGCCGUCGACACGGCGGCCGAGUGCCCGCUCAUGCAAGUUGCCGACAGCACGUCUCGCUCGGAGCUCAUGCACGCGGCCAUCAACAACGAUGUCUCCGUUGCCAUGCGCCUUGCGACGGACUUCUUUGAGCUCAAGCCCGAGCCCGAAUUUGCCAGUGCCCCUGUCACAGCCCGCCUGCGUCCGGGUGAACUGGUGGUUGUGGGCAAGGAUGAGCUGUGGAAGCGGGACAAGAAAAGCGCACUGUAUCGCGAGCUGCGUCGACAGACCGGCAACAACGCAAACGUGCGCACGCAGGCCCUCGCCCUGGACAUGGAGCAAGCGUGUACCAAGGAGCCCGACAGCCUCUUCUCAGAGAUUAUCGCCAGUGGCAAGGCGGAGCUGUUCCAGCUGCUGGCACUGCGGGCAGCCGUGCAGCUGCGCUGGGUCACGUACGGCCGCACCCUCUUCUUCUUCGAAGGCGUGCAGUACCUGGUGUCGCUCUGCCUCCUCGUCUUCCUCUCGCUCACCAUGACCACGUUUGGCACGCCGCCAAGUGGCUCACACUAUCGAGCCGUCAUCGCCACCAUCUCCUUGACAUCACUCGCAGCGCUGAAUGAGGUGAAGCAGCUGCUUCGCAGUCGCUCGCGCUACUUCAGCAACAUUUGGAACUGGCUCGACAUGGCACGGGCGGCUCUCACGCUCUCCUUCUGCAUCCUGCACCUCCAAGGCGACACGCAGGCCCGCACGCUGCUGGCAUACGCGGUGAUUGUGCAGUGGCUGCGGCUGCUGUACUUCCUGCUGCCGUUUGACAGCACCGGCCCACUCAUCAUCAUGAUCCUCGAGAUCUUGAAGGACACGUACGUGUUUUUGAUUGUGCUCGUGACCGUUGUGCUCGGGGCUUCCAACAGCCUGUUCGUGCUGCUCCACCACAGCAGCAGCGGCGUUGCCAGCACCUCGUCGUUUGCGAGUGCCGACGGGUUUUCAGACGUCGCACUAGCACUGUUCACGUCUGCCAACAUGCUGUUGUUUGGCGACUACGACCAGACGUUGUUUGACGACAGCAGUGACGGCAUCAGCGCACGCGUCAUCUUUGUGGCAGUCAUGUUUGUCACGCUGGUGAUUCUACUGAACCUGCUGAUCGCCAUUCUCUCGGACUCGUACGAGCGCGUGCAGGACCGGUCUGCAAUGGAGCUGACGCUCGCCAAGGCGCAAAUCCUCGACGACCAGCAGUUUCUCCUGCACCGGUAUUUGCUCGUCGCCUGUGGCACGCUGUGGAAUUACGUCAUCGCUCAGCCACUGGCUGCAACUGCCGGCUUGUUGAACUCGCACUGGCGGGUGCUGAUUCUUGAACGGUUCAUGGUGGACACCUCCUCCGUGUGCACGUGGCCUGCCGAAGCAGUUGUGCUCAUCCCCGAGACGUCGACGCAGCGCACCCAGCCGGCGUCACGGUGGCAGGGCAUGCUGAACCAUCUCAAGCUCAACGUCAACGACCGGGCAGACGGAAUACAGGAGCAAGCGUCUGCAUCGUGGUUGGCGGUGAGCGAGCUUGCGUCGCAGAAUGCAGAGAUGCUGAAGCACAUGCGAAGCGAAAUGGCCGACAUGCAGCGGGCAAUGAACAGCAACUUUGCUCGGCUCCAGCAGUCGAUUGAGCAGGGCAAUCCAACCACAUCGCAGACACAGACGGCUGGCCAGCAAUCGUCUCAAACAACCCUCCAGCAACAGGAACGACAACAUCAUCGCCUCGACUCUGCUGACUACACGGACAUGGAGGAGCUCCCUGCGACCGCCGCAGCAGCAGCAGACGCGAAGCAUGACAAGGACACGGUGCCGGCUGCCACCCGUGCGCAGGAUGGAUUCGUCCCACCCGAGGAGUACCCAGGAUCGAACGGCGUGAAGCGUUUUACCAUUGACGCGUCGCAGGUGCCCUGGGAUGUGGUGUUUCCCGAUUACGAGCCUGUCGAGUACACCCACCCUGCGGUGGCACGGCAGCCCGUGUGGGCGGACCCUGCGGACCCGCGCGAGAUCAAGUUCAAUGUGAAGGACGAGGUGUUCGGCAGGGUGGUUGAUCGCACGUCGUGCCACCCAAGCGGCAUCAGCAUCGACAGCAGCACCGGUCGCCCCAUCAACCCGUGGGGACGCACGGGCAUGACAGGCCGCGGCCUGCUGGGCAAGUGGGGCGUGAACCAGGCAGCGGACAUGGUGGUGACGCGGUGGAAGCGGGCACCAGAUGGCAGCAUCCUGCAGCGCGACGGCAAGAAGGUGCUGGAGUUUGUGGCCAUUCAGCGCAUGGACAACAACAUGUGGGCCAUCCCUGGUGGCUUUGUUGACAACGGGGAGGACGUCGCCCUGACCAGCGGCCGCGAGUUUAUGGAGGAGGCCCUCGGCACCAAAGACAAGCGUGGUGCGCUGAGCAAGGAAGAGGAGAAGUCUGUUGCACAACUCUUUGCUGAUGGCACGAUUGUCGACCGCAUUUACGGCGAGGAUCCGCGCAACACGGACAACGCGUGGGUGGAGACGACGUGCGUCAACUUCCACGAUGAGAGCGGGCGCCACGCCGCCUGCCUCCAACUCGGCAGCGACGAUGAUGCCAGGACUGCACGCUGGAUGAUGGUGCAUGGCGGGUGGAACUUGUUUGCCAGCCAACGCAAGCUGCUCCAGCUUGUCGCACGCCAUCACUCCGCCUACUUUUAG
Messenger RNA from Salpingoeca rosetta, 5001 nucleotides. Its product is annotated as Nudt9 protein. Gene Ontology annotation, biological process: transmembrane transport; monoatomic ion transport. The transcript is spliced from 19 exons. Gene Ontology annotation, molecular function: ADP-ribose diphosphatase activity; monoatomic ion channel activity. NCBI's taxonomy places the organism in Eukaryota, Choanoflagellata, Craspedida, Salpingoecidae. Bases 1 to 5001 code for a protein of 1666 amino acids. Gene Ontology annotation, cellular component: membrane. The record is from RefSeq and is a predicted model, not a curated record.